CAAAAAAAAAAAAAAAAAAUGUGUUCUGGAAAAUAUAUAUAUAUGCACGGUUGCUUUCUUUUAUUCAUCCUUAUUUGGUUGGAGACUCUAAUGAAAGAUUACUGAUAUUCUCGUCUGGUAUGAGAUUAUAUAUAUAAGGAUACAGUUUUGUGAUCAACGAUUCAUUCACUUAUGAGAAAGGUAACGUCUACAAAAUAAUUGUCACGUAUAGUAAACAACACGAAUUUUAAUAAAAUAUAAAUGAAAUUAUUAGUAGAGUUUGGAUCUCACUUUAAAUGUGAGUACUAAAGUUGUUUGGACCUUAAAGCAUCUCCAAUGCAGGCUCUAGCAACCGGAUCGAUCCGGGCCACUAGAGUCUGCCGUGUGCUGGAGUGCUGAGGAGGUUCGAAGCAAGGUUGACGGGGGAGCCGGGUGCGAAAGAAGUUGAGGAAGGCGCGUGCAGUGCAUGCGAAAUUAAUAAAAAAAAUAGAAAAAGAAAAAGGAAGAAAUGGGGUGGAUCGACAGAAUUUGCAGAGAAGGAAGAAAAAAAAAUGAAAGAAUAAAGAAAAGAUCUUUUAUUAUUUUCACAUAUUGAUUAACUACAUGAAUUUUGAUUUACAUCACUGCUUUCUCGAAACCCUCUAAAAAAGAAAACUAUUUUUCUCAAAACACACAUUAUUAAUUUAUUAUUAGGUCUCUGCACCUUCAUUAAUAAAUCAAUAUUUUAUUUGUAAUUAUAAUCCAUAUUUUUAAAAAUAAUUCCUAUAUUCCUUAUUAUUAUUAUUAUUUUAUAAAAUAGAGGAGUGGGCUAGGUCAGAUUAUAGUUAUUGGGUCGUAUUGCUUAUUGAGGCCCAUACGAUUUAAAAAAGAAGUAAACCUAGAAGAAGAAAUUAGGGAUUUGAAGAGAGAUGGAGACUAUUGUAAUUGUGGGAGGAUCCGAAGAUGGGUUCGGAGCGGAUGAUGAGAAGCCUAACUUGUGGUUAGAAUUUCAUAAGGUGGAUCUGAAACAAGGAGGAAAAGUAGAGAAGAAUUGCUAUCCGAAGCUGCGUUGUUGGGGGAUGGUAGGUACCAUGUCUUUGGUCAAGUCCAAGCUGUGCUUGGCAGGAUGUACGGCCACAGCUGAUGAAGCGGAUGAAUACGCCUGUUUCUUGGAUUUGGAUUCAGAUUCAAAUUCAUAUUCCGAUUCAGAGUGGAAGCAUUUACCCCUUCCUGUGGGGUGUCUGGCCUUCGGUACACUUGAUGGGAAGCUUUAUGGUCACAACCACCAUGACCGAUACGCCGAAGAUGAAAAUCUGGGUUCAGACUGGUUCGAGUUUAUCAGGGAUCGUCUUCCUGAAGACGAAGAGGGAGAGCAUGUGAUGAUUCCGGACCCACCCAACAACCGGAUUCUUUUCUACACGACUUCGGGCAAAAUCUAUGCUUACGAUCCUAGUCACCGUGAAUCCAGACUCAGACUUGUGGCCGCCGAUGUGCCUGAUUGGUCCCCUUUGGUUGCCGUUGUGGCCAACAUCGCCUACAUUGCCUUCCACCCUCGAUGGGGCGGCGAUUAUCCAUGGAUGCUUUGUGCCUAUGAUCUUUCCAAUGGGGGAAAGCACUUGAAAUGUGUGUGGACCUCCAUGGAAGUCGAUGGUGUUGACAUCUCUGACUUGUUAUGUCAUAUCCGUGGCUUGUUUCACUUACCCAACACCAACAACUUCUGGCUUGCUGCUUGCACCCCUGAUAGAAGCACCUCCGUGCACCUCCACUUUGUCAAGUUCCAAGCCAGCCGCACCGACGAUGAUGACCGGAUCCUUUGCACUCCCCUUGUUCUUGUUUACUCUCCAAUUGAAAACACCGCCCAUGUUUUUCAUUUUUUACUCAUUCACGGAUCACUCCACGGCUAGCCAGGAGGCUUGCAGUUGAACACAUAAACCUACAAUUCGUGUUUGUUGCUGUUAUCCUUCCCUGUGAGUGUAUGCUAUGCAUUAUGUAGUACGUUUGCUUUAUUAUCUCACUAUCUGGUAUUAGUGGUAUUAGGUAUCUAGCAAGAAUUGAUUUCAUGUCCCAACGAUUAUUUAAUACAUACAUUAUAUUUAUGCAUGUA
Salvia miltiorrhiza (redroot sage) is the source of this 2062-nucleotide messenger RNA. RefSeq lists its product as uncharacterized. The transcript is spliced from 2 exons. The coding region runs from base 888 to 1862 and encodes 324 amino acids. NCBI's taxonomy places the organism in Eukaryota, Viridiplantae, Streptophyta, Magnoliopsida, Lamiales, Lamiaceae. The record is from RefSeq and is a predicted model, not a curated record.